This is a messenger RNA of Porites lobata, 7003 nucleotides long. The record is from the annotation of a GenBank genome assembly. Lineage: Eukaryota; Metazoa; Cnidaria; Anthozoa; Scleractinia; Poritidae.
AUGAUUCUCCGUUUCUUCAGACACCUUGUUUUUCGCUAUUAUGUAGCAUUUUUGGUCGGCUUUUUUCUAUCGCUUUAUUUACUUUACCACUGUUAUCGAUGGCGCGAAUCAGAGUUGUGGGAACUCAAUUUUGUUUUACAAUCUGAAGCGAAAGUCAACACGCGUUCGCUAAAAGCGGAGUAUCUGUUGCAGGAGAUCAUAAAAUCAAACGGUUUCCUUGCUGCAACGAGAAUAAACAAUGAGAAUAAAAUAUUAUCCUCUGGUCAUCGCGUUUGCGUCGUGGAUCCAGCUCUGUCAGAUUGCCAGACUAUGGGAUUUGCUGCUCUUCUUCUCCGAACGAUUGACGAUAUUCUUCUCUGCGAGGCUUUGGGAAGCGAUCGACCAGUUGUGUAUUGGAAAGUGUGUAAGUCAGUUUGUUCUAGGGAUCCCAGAGUUAAUUCGUGGGAAUGGUACUUUGAACCCAUCGGCAGUGGCUUAUUGGAAUCACAAGCGGAACGAGUUUUAUGCCCUUUGAUGCUCGAGAACGAAGAGAGCGUGCUUCGAACUCUCCCUAAUCUGAAGCUAACUUUAAACAGCAGUUUUAGAAAUCGAUCGUACACCGCUGGCUUUGCCAAUAACAGAAUAAUAACAGAAAAAGAGAGAAGGAGAGUUAACCAAAUGCUUCAACAGUACAUUAAACCCAACAACAGAAUUAUUCGCAAGCUUAAUAACUUUUAUCAACGAUACCUGGCGGGGAAUACCGUUUUAGGGGUACAUGUUCGAGGCACAGAUCAUUGGAUGGAGACGAAUGAGAAAAGGCUGCCACAUUUAAUGAGCUGGAUUAAAAGUGCCCAGUCAAUUCUUAAAACUCUGCCGCAACCAAGCAAAAUAUUUAUUGCUAGUGAUAACGACGAAGUUAUUGAGAAGUUUGUUGCCGUUCUUGGAAAUGAUAAGGUAAGUUCUUUGCAUAUUGAUCUCAGUUUUCAGCUUUGUAUCUUCCAUACGCUUCGCUGUUUAAGGCGUCGUUGACUGUUGAUUGCACAAUUGUUAUUUUCCGAGCUAAAAUGGUCAAACAACAUCAAUUAACGCUUCGAUUCCCUUCAGUGGAGGCACAAUAUUCCAAAUCCACCUUACCCCGCCUCCCAAUAUUAUUUUCCAAGCGGGGUGACUUCAUUAAAUCUAGUUUGUCUUUCUAAUCCAGUUUGAAGUAAACAUUGGUUGUUUGGGUGUUUCUUGGUGUUGUUGCAGAAACUAUUUUUGGUUCCUCAAAAAUUGCUCGAAAAAAGAAAAACUUUUUUUUGGUCUGAAGCUAAAUUAUGCACAUUGUACAACCAUAGUACAACUAACUAUGGUACAACGAAAGUAGGAUUUCUAAGAAUUUUUGUGCAAUUUUGCGCCGUAACCAGCGUUACUAUACUUUGUCCUCAAUUAUUAAAAACCAAUCAAUGUAAUGAGGCAAUUAAAUUGUUGAAUGACCUUCUUCACCCGAGACACUCAAGUCAGUCGAGUGUGAAUGUUCGUCUACCAUUUUGAAUUUUCCCUAAAAAUCGCUGAGCUUGCAGCUCGACUUUUAUCUUGCGCCCAUGAUCUGCCCCAGCGGGGAGGUGAUUUGGCUCCUCUUUUUUACAAGAAAUUCAUAAAUUGUCUACUAAAACAUUGUGAAAUGUGGAAGAAAGGCCAAUUUAAGCACUUAUGAAAGCUGCUCUGAUAUCUCAGAAUAGACCUUGUCAAGGUUUUCGACGCCAUCUUGACGAGUAGGCAAACAUGUGAGAAAUUACAGUGUUUGUAUGAAAAUCUAAUGUCGAAUAAUUUCCGUAAAACGGCUGUUAAUAAGUAAAGGAUUGCACUAAAAAAUUUGGGGGGCGUACCUAUUGAUUUCCAGAGUACCUAAUUUCUCCAGAGACUUGCUUUACGUAGAUUUUCCAUAUAUUUGUCUGUAAUUUUUCCCGCGACUUUCUUAUAAACAAAUGUACAGAAAAUUCAGAUCUAAAAAGUGGUUCUAGGUCUUCUAGGGCAUGUAACGCCCUCAAUUUUUUUCAGUAGAAUUCUUAGGAGUGAAGCUUUAGUUUACGAUUGAUAUUUUUUUCAGAGAAGCCGUUCUACGGAAAUUAUUCGACAUCAGAUUUUCAUACCGUGAACAUUGGAAUUUCGCACGCGUUUGCCUACUCGUUAAGAUGGCGUCGAAAACCGUGACAAGGUCUAGUAGAAGAGAACUAGAGAAAUUGCUCAGAAUGCAAAAAGUUGCUCGAAAGAGGAGAAGUUGCCAAAACAUAAAUAGCAAAACAGCAAAGAGAAAAGCGACUUGAGUUUUCCGAUAUUUCGGACGGAUAGGCCUUUCUGUCCGGGGUAUCGGGAAAACUCCAGUCACUUUUUCUCUUUGCUGUUUUGUUAUUUAUGUGUAUCUUAUUUGUCUUGGAUAAAACAGCAGGAUUUGGCUGCCGUCAUUUUAUAUAAAAAGUGCUAAAAAGUUGCCUUGUGGAAAGCCCGGAUCAAUUUAGCUUUCUGGCAAACCGCCCACCUACCUCUUCCUUAAGCUAACAUUAACACUUACUUCUCGCUUAGGGCAAAAUAAUGGCUUAGGGGAGGGGUAGGUGGGCAGUUUUCCAGAAGCUUAAAUUGAUCCGAAAGCCCUAGUGGAUGUUGUUGCGAGAGUCUUUUUAGUCUUUUUUAUUACGUCAUUUGGUGAUUGCAACCACCCGCAACACAGGCAACAUUUCUACACCUCUGUGUUGUAACCCUCCUUAAGAGCGGAUGUCAGUAAAUAUCGACCAGAGGCCUACAAAAGUGAAAACUCGAAAAUUCUCAAAAAAAUUCACAAAGUAGCACUAGGUAAGCUAUUAACAUAAAUGUACUUUUUACUUCGAUCCGAUAAUUAUUUUCCACGUACGUGGGGGUUAUUGGUUUCGCUGCUCUCGGACCGGGUUUUCCAGGCCUGAGACCAUGUGUCACAAAAAAAUCGCUUUCAAAUUCAAAUCCAUUGUAAUGCGGACAACAAAACACUUAUUCAGAAGAGUACAUAAUUGCACACAUUUUAAGUGUUGAUUUACUCAGUUUGAACAAAAGUGUAAUAUUUUGGAGAUUUUUCAUUAUUUUCAAUAUUUUGAACCUUUUCGUUCAACGAAAAAAUGGCAAAUUUCAAAGCCCCAAAUCGUCGACUGGUACCUCGAUUUCAGUAACGAGUCUUAUAGCACGUUAAAGAGCGUUAUCUCUUCUUUCAAAAUCUGUUUUCAAAACUAUGGGCAACUUAAAAGACAAUUUUUGAGGCCAAAACAUACAAGUAGUACUUUUCUGAAAUUUGAGCUUUCCAGACUCGGCGGGCCGAUGCUAAAAACUCGGAAAAAUACAACAAGAAAUCAGUUUGAGCAACAGUGGUUUCAUGUUAUCAGCUUUCAGAAACCAAGACGUGUUUAUACAGUGAUCUGAUAUAAAUGAAUGCCGUUUGCUAUCAAGAAAGGCAGAUUUAAGCUGUCAACUCCUGCCAAGUGCACCAGUCACGUGAAGUUGUCAAAGGGAGGGCAAAACACUAAUAUUAAAAAGUCUUAAAAUUCAAAACGUUUUACGUCCAUGAAAUCAAAUUUUAGCCUACAAAACAAUGUUGUGAAUGUCUGUUGUUCGUAACUUAGCAUGGUGUUUCCAUAUAUUGGAAAUGUCAAGUAUCCACACUGGAGAACAUACCAAACAACAACGUUUUAAAUCCAAGCGCCGGAAUAUCGUAAACGGCAAAGAUUGCGUUACAUUUCACAGAACGACCGCUUACCACUGUUGUCCCUCCUGUUUUCGCUGGAAGCAACGAGAAGUUCUCAUUCCGUCUUGAGUGAUUCUUGAUCAGCGCUUCCUUGAAAGUACGACCCCGGACAGAUGAUAACUGAGGACGUUUCGUCAAGUCUCCUGUUGUUCAGUUUCAGGCUUUAGCAGGUGCGUAGUCAGGAUUUUUCCGGAGGUACGCCCAACUUUUUGUACAUCGUCUGCGGAGUCCCCCCCCCCCUUCCCUCCCCCCCCAAAUCUUAACAUUUUUUAAGGUGCCUUUAUUAAAGGUGGGGUUAACGGUUGUAAGCGAAAGCAUUUUUUGCUGUUUAUGAAAUGACACAACCUCUAAAAUUGUUUAAUUCUGUCGGCUUGUUAUGUUCAUUGACGUCAACCGUUUAUCAUUAAUUCAGCUAUUAAAAAUCAAGCUUGUAGUACCUCCGACAUUUAGUUUACAAAUGACUCUUUUUACCCCUUUUUGUCACAUUAUUUUUGACCGACAAAAGCACCACACAUUGACGUAAUUGUGCCCUACUUCGUCUAAUCCGAAGACAGGUCGUGGAGAAAACAACGCGUUCACGCUUUACAUCACCAAGCUUGCUUUAUAAAUAAAUCAUCCCAGAUUCGGUUCUCCAAUUAAUGUCGUCGCUUCUCGAUGUUUUUAGUUAUGUUUAUUUCAUUCUAUUUUUUCUCCUCAACGUUUUCGGGUACGCACGUGCGAACCGUGCGUACAAGUAGUUACGCCCCUGUUUAGUCUCCUUAGCCCUGAGCGUUCCUCUCUUCCGGUUUUCGCAGGAGUUCAGGAUGUGGUCCACCCAGUAUUUCACGUCUCUAUUAAAUAACAGGCAGCACUUCUUGUUUACCGUCUCGUUAUCAGACAGCGCUUAGACUCUUAGCUUUUCAUUUAAUUUUGAUCAAAUUUUGAUCAUUUAGUUACUCAGUAUACGUUCGAUCCUGUCCUUGUAAACUUAUUUUUUUAUACUUUAAGGGAGCUUAAUACCUAUAUUAAUUUUUUCUUCGUUUAGUGUUGUCCAACAGAACCAGUUUUUUGGCCUUUUUUAAAAAAGCAAGAAAAAGAAACGACAAGGUUUAUUUUUUUGGACUUAAAUUGAUUCUUUUAAUCUAAGAAAUGAGCAUUAUAACAGCAUUUCCAGGCAUAAAACGUUCGGUGGUGUAUCCUUUUUGCUUUUUACCCUUUUUGGACCUUUUUUUUUAAUGAAAUUGACCAUCACAUUUUCCGCCAUAUUGAGUUUGUGUCGAUUUGGUGACCAUGUCUUGUUUUUUUAAGGCUCCACGGCAAUGAUGCUGGUGUUUCAGGCCUCUCGUUCUCAGAUUUCUUGUGAUUUUUUUUUCACCCCAUCGACCGACCCAACCAAAACCAGGAAACCUAUUCGACGCUAAACGAACGAAAAGGGCAUGACCUAAGCCUUAUGGUUUCUUUUUGGGCUUCCUCACCACAUUGCUUCUGCGUAUUUCUGCAUACUUGUCUUUUGCUUUGUUUUGUUCUUUUUUGUUGGUAAAAUAAACGGAAACUGUACAAAGACCCUCAAUAUUCCCUUUGGAGGCAAGGGCAAUGGAGUGGCCAGGGCUCGUUACUGCGCUCCGGUUCACUCGUGCGCUGUCAAAUGGUCCCGAUAUACAAAAUGAAAAAGGACUGCGGACAGACUAUUCACGUCUAGACAUCAAGCAUCUUUUAAGAUGGGACUUAUAUCGCUUCUCCGUGUUCAUGGAGUUGAUUCAAGGUGUUGACGUCAAUUUCGUGAUCUGCGCCGCGCGCCUCUCGAGGCAAGAUUUCCGUCGAAAUGCGAGCCCAAAAACAGGUGGUAAGCGGUCAAUCUGUGAAAAGUGCGCAAUCUCCGUCGUUUGAGAGCAGCGACGGCAACGAGAACGUCUAAAAAGCAGUUGGUUUUUGAAGCAAAACAACGACUUUGCACCUGCAUCACGCUUUCUAGUCGUUUCUUUGCCUUCACUCCACGACUACGGCGUGAAAAUGCCUAUUUUCACGUUUUAUGGAGGACGUAAACAAGCGACGACGAAUUGUUCUUUCUCUUUUGUAAGUUGAGUGCGGUACCCAAGAAAUCAACUGCAGGGAAAUUCGCCUACAUUAGACAUUUUCAGCGAAUCGGAAUAAACGUGACAAAGCUUGAAAAACGCGAAUUCACUUUAAAAGUGACGUUUUCGUUCUCGUCGCCGUCUUCGAUGCUAAAGCCCCCUUUUUUAUAGGGUAUGUUCAGCCUAGUCCCCAGGCGUUUUCGACUCGGUCAUUCCUGGACUCUACCAUGAGCUGUGACGUCACCGAGAGAUACUCGCCGAGUUCUCUCGCCCGCUCUCUCCCAGACUUCGCGCGGACAACGGACAACGGAUCUUUUCACCUCUAUUAAUAUAGUAUUUUAAGGAGUGAUAUUACAUUGCUGAGUUUGUUUUAAAGAACAUGGCUAAUCAGAAGUGAACAACAUCACCUUUUCCAGGCAUUUUCAGUUAAAAAGAAAAACGCAUGUCAAGAUUUUUUUUCAACCUCGCCCAUAAAAUUCUCUCCUCCGGGGGUCGAGUAACUGAGAGAGCCCUGGGAACGAGGUUUCCUGGACGCCUGUAUUAAAGGACAAAAUGCAUGGGAGAACGGCGAUCGUCAAGAAGAGCUGUUUCUAUUAUAAUCGCUGACAGUUAUCUCAACUUUCUUUCCAAUGAUCCUAGCGAUAUUAGGGAAGCAGCAACGAUAGCAACGGCUACGAAAACGUCACUUAAAAAUUGAAUUCGUGCUGCCUCAAACUUUGUCGCGCUUAUUCCAUCUCGUUUAAUUCGUCAAAUGUUGGCAAUUUGUUUUGCGGUUGAAUUCUAAAGGAAUGUAUCAAAGUUCGGGAAAACAAAAGGAAAGUUGUUUUCUUGUGUUUCCGUCCUCGACAAAACGUGAAAUUAAGGAUUUGGUGCCGGUCCCAAAGGUGUCCGUCUUGGAGAGAGUUGACUGUAAUUAUUUGAGACUUAUUCUUUGCUGGGUGUGUUUUGUUAUCAGGUUGUUUUCACCAAAGCUUUCAGAGCAAGUAAGUACGACAGUCCAAUAGCUCCGCAUGAUUUUCAGUUCACGGACAACCCCGCUGACCCAUACGAACGCGUUUUUGGUACUCAAGUAUUGCUGGAUAUUCUGUUGUUAGCAAAAUGUGACCACUUCUUACACGCCGAGUCCAGCGUGGCGUCGCUUGCAAGCUACUUCAACCCAGCUAUGAAAAGUUAUUUCCUGGAUGAAAAGCAAGUAAAGGUAACGUGUUUCAUCUAUAUGACGACUUAA